Molecule: messenger RNA, 1138 nt
Organism: Schizosaccharomyces cryophilus OY26
Lineage: Eukaryota; Fungi; Ascomycota; Schizosaccharomycetes; Schizosaccharomycetales; Schizosaccharomycetaceae
Product: vacuolar sorting protein Vps20
Exons: 1
Coding region: 179-832 (217 amino acids)
Biological process (GO): late endosome to vacuole transport via multivesicular body sorting pathway; vesicle budding from membrane
Cellular component (GO): multivesicular body; ESCRT III complex
Source: RefSeq, a predicted model, not a curated record
AAAGAACCAUAGAAUAAGAGUAAGAAAUGUUUCUUUCUAGCGUUAGAUACCUUGCAAUUGAAAAUUUUGUAUUUUUACAUAGAAAAACAGUUGAAAUUGAACGGUUAAAUACUCGAAAACCUGCGUGCACGAAACCUCCAAGGAGUACGAAUGAUCCCCUCAUGAGUUGGAAAUCAACAUGGGAGCCUACAAUAGUAAAAUAAGUGAUCGUGAUCGAAGUAUUCUAAAAAUAAAGGAACAGAGAGAUAAACUAAUACGAUACCAUAAGCGCUUGGAACGAAUUGAGCAAUUAGAAGUGAAUCUUGCUCGAAAGUGUCUAGUCGAUAACGAUAGAAAGGGCGCAUUGAAAGCAUUGUCUGCUAAAAAGUUCUAUUCUGGAUUGAUUGAACAAUCAUAUGGUCAAUUGGGAAAUAUUGAGCAACUUCUUUCUUCUAUAGAGUUUACACUCAUUCAACAAGAUGUCUUAUUUGGUCUUCAAGAGGGCUCGAGUGUUCUUCAGCAAUUGCAAAAGGAAAUGCCUUUAGAGAGAAUUGACAAGAUUUGCAAUGAUCGCGAUGAAGCUAGUCAGUAUGUUGAAGAAGUCAAUGUGAUGUUGCAGGGUAAAAUGUCAAGAGACCAAGAAGACGAAAUUCAAGCUGAACUGGACGCUCUUAUCCAAGAGCAGGAUCACCACCCAAACGAAAGACAACUAGAGGAAAAGCACCCUACUCUUCCUACAGUUCCUCAGACAAAACCGAAUUCUGCUGCGGAAGUAAAUUCGGAAACCUUGUUUCAUCCAGACUACAUUCCAUCUGCGGCUGACGACGACAAAAGGCAAGCCCUUCCAAGUUGAAGAUACCUCUUUCUAAGUGGUUCCAUUUCGUGUCUCUCUUUUGUUUCCUAUAUGUUUAUUACUCUAUCAUUUUCACUUGCUGUUUUAAGAUUUCAGUUUAGGCCUUAUUUACAAAAACAUCUUGUCUUGCUUUACGGCGAUACCACAUGAUGCUUCAAAUCCAUAUUUAUUAAUCAAAUUCUAUAAAAAUUAUUUGAAUUAUAUUAUCUCAAAAAAACAAAAAGAAUAAAAGAGAGAUUGAAUUCCUAAGCAGACAUUUUCAGCGCCAAAAAAUUCAAACUGUCAAGUCGUAGACUGACAUUUUCC